AUGACGUCUCGUAACUCUGAUAUCAUAGCUUCUCUGAGACAACCUCUUUUACACCCACAUAUCCUCCUCCUCCUCUACUACAUCAUCAUCAUCGCCAUCCUCUCCGUGAUGCCUCGAGUUAAACAAACCCAAGCAUCAAUACGCUUCCACUCCUUCUCAAACACCCUCCUCGCCUACUUCGUCCCCAUCUGGUCCCUCCUCAACCUCGCCCUCGCCCUCCUCUCCACCGCCGCCUGGGUCGCCGCCCGCUCCCGCAUCCUCGCCGGCCCCUGCAAAGACUCAUCCUACGGCCAGAGCGGCGGCUGCGACUUCACCCGCUGGGGCCUCUACUUCUUCGUCUCCGCCAGCGCCAGCAUCAGCACCUUCGCCGCCAUCUUCAUGGCCUUCACUUCCAUCCUACGGCCCAGGCCUUCCGCCCUCGACCCCAUCUGGGUCUUCCGCGGCGUCUUCUUCACCCUCAUCCCCCUCAUGACAAUCACCUGGAUCGGAUGGAGCACCCCCGACAAGCCCACUGGGAUCCUCAAGUUCCCUCGCGAGCUCGAGGAGCAGGCCACGCCGCACGCGUUCCAGAAGCCGAUGAGAGGCAUCGGCGGUGGCUUCAUUUUGGAGGUCAUGGACCCGUGGAGGGAGACAAUGCCUGCCUUUAUACUGCUUCACAUCAACUUGUAA
Trichoderma aggressivum f. europaeum is the source of this 669-nucleotide messenger RNA. RefSeq lists its product as uncharacterized. The transcript is spliced from 2 exons. The record is from RefSeq and is a predicted model, not a curated record. NCBI's taxonomy places the organism in Eukaryota, Fungi, Ascomycota, Sordariomycetes, Hypocreales, Hypocreaceae. Bases 1 to 669 code for a protein of 222 amino acids.